This is a messenger RNA of Capsicum annuum, 2404 nucleotides long. RefSeq names its product probable glucan 1,3-beta-glucosidase A. Gene Ontology annotation, molecular function: hydrolase activity, hydrolyzing O-glycosyl compounds; actin filament binding. Gene Ontology annotation, cellular component: cytoplasm; actin cytoskeleton. The transcript is spliced from 10 exons. Lineage: Eukaryota; Viridiplantae; Streptophyta; Magnoliopsida; Solanales; Solanaceae. The record is from RefSeq and is a predicted model, not a curated record. Bases 490 to 2097 code for a protein of 535 amino acids. Gene Ontology annotation, biological process: cell migration; establishment or maintenance of cell polarity; actin filament bundle assembly.
GAUUAGAUAGCAAUAUUGUAACAGUUGUUUGAUUCGAGUGAUAAUGAUAAUUAAUUAUAGAAGGAGUUUAUUCAUGUUUAGUUGGGAUAAAAAUCAAGAACUAACUUAUUUUAAAAUUAGUCAUGUUGAAAUGAUAGAGUAGUAUUUAUCUUACGUUAUAGGUUAAUUGACAAUAUCGAGAUAAGUUAUUCCUAAAUUUAUAAUUUUUAAAAGGGUCCACUUUUUGGAUUUGAUUGAAUGAAAAGAAAGGUAUACUCGGAUUCUUCUCUUUCACUUUCUGUCUUCCAAUCUUGGAUUUUCAGUCUUUUGACUCAUUUUUUUCUCUUCCUUUUAUCCAAGAAGGUUCAUUACUUUAUGGGUUCAAUCAUUUUGCUUCUGUGAUGUGAUUAGUCGAGGUGCGCUUAAGCUGGUCUGAACAAAACGGUUAUAAAGAAAGUGAAAAAAUUGCUUCUUUAAUGUGAUUUUUGCUUGAGUGUUUGACUGUUUUCCAUGGAACUCAUUUUCUGUAAAUGGGUUUCUGUUUUUCUAUUCAGCUGUUGGCUUAUCUUCUCUGUUGGACAUUCAGUUGAGGGGUUACAUGGAAAUUCAAGAGUAAGAGCAGUGAACUUGGGUGGAUGGUUAGUUGUAGAGGGGUGGAUAAAGCCUUCUCUGUUUGAAGAUAUACCCAAUGGAGAUAUGCUUGAUGGGACACAGGUGCAAUUGAAAUCUGUGACACUGCAUAAGUACAUUUCGGCGCAGAAUGGUGGAGGAAUGAAUGUGUCUGUGGAUAGAGAUAAUCCAUUAGAAUGGGAAACAUUCAAGUUGUGGAGGGUUUCCGAGUCAGUAUUUCAGUUUAGAACUGCUCAAGGGCAAUUUCUGACGUGCAGUGGUGAUGGAGAUACGGUGUUUGCGACAGCAGAAUCUCCGUCUGAUUCAGAAACAUUCUAUCUCGAAAGAAACUUCAAUAAUAGAAUUCACAUCAAACUGAAGAAUGGAACUUAUAUACAGGCCUCAAACGACAGUGUUCUCACAGCAGACUUUCCGGGGACGCCAGGUUGGGAUGAUAAUCCAGCCACAUUUGAGAUGGUGAUUGUGGGAAAGUUGCAAGGGGAUUACCAGCUUGCUAAUGGAUAUGGGCAUGACAAGGCAAAAGCCGUUCUCAAGAAGCAUAGGAAUAGUUUUAUCACUGUAGAUGAUUUCGAUUUCUUGUACAGACACGGAAUAAAUACUGUCAGGAUCCCUGUUGGUUGGUGGAUAGCUUCCGAUGCAAAUCCUCCAGCUCCUUUUAUUGGUGGGAGUUUAGAAGCUCUUGAUAAUGCAUUCUCAUGGGCGCAAGCUUAUAACAUAAAAUGCAUAAUCGACCUUCACGCUGCCCCUGGUUCCCAAAAUGGAAUGGAACAUAGUGCUAGUAAGGAUGGCACAGUAAACUGGCAGAAAUCUCCCGAACACAUCUCACAAACAUUGGAUGCUAUUGAAUUUUUAGCUUCCAGGUAUGCCGUGCAUCCUGCCUUGCUGGGAAUCGAGCUUCUAAAUGAGCCAGCUGCCGCAAAUGUCUCACUGGAUAUUCUGGUGCCUUUUUAUAAACAGGGAUACAAAAUUGUUCGAAAAUAUUCAUCAACAGCUUACGUGAUAUUUUGCCAAAGAAUCGGCGAUGCAGAUCCAUCUGAACUUUAUCAAGCUAACCUAAGCUCAUUAAACACAGUAGUUGAUUUGCACUACUACAAUCUCUUUAACAGAUACUUCGAUAAUCUGACCUCUUUGGCGAACAUUCAAUUUAUAAACAUAGUCAGACAACCUCAAAUACAGGCUUUGAAUAGUGCCAACGGACCAUUGGUGUUUGUUGGUGAGUGGGUGAACGAAUGGAACGUGACUAAUGGUUCAUUAGCAGAUUACCAGGAUUUCGGAAGAGUUCAGUUAGAUGUAUAUAAUGCAGCCUCUUUUGGAUGGUCUUACUGGACACUGAAAUGUGAAAAAAAGCACUGGGAUUUCGAGUGGAGUGUUCGGAACAAUUAUCUUCAACUGCAAUCAGGUAUGUACGUAAGUAAUUCACCAAGGAAGAGGAUAUCUAGAGUUAUACUUUUGCUUGGAUUGGCAUGCAUUUGGACCUUUCUGCAUUAGAAGAGCCAAAGAAGACUUUUGAAUCCAGCGGGAAUGAAUGAUUGAAUUGAGAAACAAUUAUUCUUUGCGGAAUGUAGUUUACCUUCAGCUCCAAAUAUUUUGCAGAUACGGAGGUGAGCACACACACAACGCGAUAGGAUAUUGUAAAACUCGAUAAGAAUUUUCAUUGAUUCGUAAAAUAUGAGAAAAGACAUCAUGAAUUCUUUCAGCUUUCAUGUGUUAUUGCCUGUAUGACUUGACAUAUACAUCACGAGUUGUGCUCUUACAUUUGAACAAGUUUGUCUUUGCAUUGAUCCCUACUCAAUAA